ACCGUACUUCCUUUUUCUUGUCUGCUAAAAUCCUCAUCUUUCUUUCCCACAUUCGCCAGAUCACGAUCAAGAUUUCUACCGAACACUGCAUCUCAUAUAGAGUAGCUAGCGUCCGCACGAAUCGGCAGAUUGCGCAUUGAAUUCUUCCCAGAAACCAAUUUACCACUCACCAGUACAGAUUAAAGCUAUCUCUCCUUUCCUCUUGCACACCAUACUUCGCGCCAACUCCCCAUACCCAUCAUCAUCCCGAGAAUGGGUCAGCCGUCCACCCAAGCAAGCAAUGCAAUCAUCUACCUGUCAUAUGGUGCAUUCCUGUGCGUAGAAACAGGCUUCAGUCGCAUACACAGAAGCUAGCUUACUGAUUUAUGCGAAGGGUAUUUGGCUGCUAUAUUGCAUGGAAUUUAAGACACCAGUCCAAGGGCGAUUAUCUCUCGUCAAACAGAACGCAAACUGGUUAGGAUCCCCCAAAUAUAGCGUGUCGCAAAUUUUCUCUGCACCUCUCUGAGACGAUUUUCUUGCGACGGGAUCCAACUCCCAAAGCAUUAACAUGUGCUGACCAAUAAUAAAGCGUUACCUCUGGCCUUGAAUUUCAUUGCGUCUGGUUAGUAGUACUCGCGCGCGAAAGCCAAAUUGGGAUCAAAGUGCGGCAGUCCUUGAAACAACCCACAAAGCAGACGCAAAGCAAAGCAAUCUAUCUAAGUGCUCGAGACAAAGGGAAUCGGCAGUGAAGAGGUUCGUAUUUGUCAACACCGCUGGUCCUCCUGGAAUUUUCUGUUUUGAUCACAUUGCUAUCACUUGAUUCUCAGUGAAGAUUCUUCCAGGAGGACUGGCGCGGCUUCACUACGGGCGCAGAGUUGAAACAGUUGCUAGUGAUCCAACUUCUUACGGGAGAGAUCUUUGGUUCUGUGGAAAUGAAGCUGAGAUUGUACCGUGACCACCCGAUUCAAGAUAAUGCUUGCGUGGGGAAGUGUCUGCCGCUUUGAAAAUCCUUCCCCUGCAAGAUCAUGGAGCUAAUGUGAGCAUCUUGAAAAAUGCAGCCCUCGGAUCCGGUAUCCUCUUUGCAUAUCCUCAGCUUGCAACCAUUACUGGUGUCCAAGGAGUUGUGGUUUAUGCAGUUGCUUCUGCAGCGCCUCUCAUGGUCUUUGCCCUACUCGGCCCUAUCAUAAGAAAGAAAUGCCCAGAGGGCUUUGUAUUGACAGAGUGGACGAGACAACGCUAUGGCAUCAUUACAGCCCUCUACCUGUCAUUCCUCACACUCGUGACCAUGUUCCUCUACAUGGUUGCGGAACUCUCUGCUCUGCAACAAAUCAUGACAGCUCUUACAGGAAUGGACGGACUCCCCAUGGUAAUUGUAGAGUGUGCAGUUACAACUAUCUAUACAUGUAAUAAGAGAAACCCAAGUAUUUGUUUGCUUCUUGGCUGACCCAAAACCACAAGCUCUAGGAGGAUUCAAAAUCUCCUUUAUCACAGACAACAUUCAAGGUGCAAUGGUUGUCGGAUUGAUUAUCAUAGCUACCAUCACCGUUGGCGUUGAGACAGAGAUAGAAAAAUCCCUUGUUGACUCGUCUGGCCUCACUAGGCCCAGCUUACUAGGCUGGCAACUCCUCUACAUUCUUCCAGUCGCAAUUUUGACAAACGACUUUUUCCUUUCCAACUUUUGGAUCCGAGCUUUCGCAUCCAAGACUGACAAGGAUCUCUGGAUUGGGAUUUCUAUGGCGGCCGUCGCUGUUCUGAUCAUCCUCACUCUCGUUGGUAUGUCUGGCCUUAUUGCUACUUGGUCCGGUGCAUUCGAUCCGACCAAUCCAGAACAGGAUGGUAGUAUUGCCUUCUUUCUCCUCCUCGAGCAACUGCCUGCCUGGACAGUUGGGAUCGUACUCGUGAUGGUGGUCUCUCUCAGCACAGCCGCUUUUGACAGCUUCCAGUCUGCCAUGGUUUCUACAGCCUCCAACGACCUCUUCCGCAAUAAACUUAGCAUCUGGUGGAUUCGUGGAGCAGUGAUUCUCAUCAUCUUCCCAAUAGUGGUCAUUGCCUUGAGAGCACCAAGCAUCCUUCAAAUCUACCUUAUAUCGGACCUCCUCUCAGCUUCCACCAUUCCGGUGUUGAUCUUAGGAUUGAGCGACCGCUUCUAUUGGUGGAAAGGCUUUGAGGUGGUUGUUGGUGGACUGGGAGGCAUUAUGUCCGUCUUCAUCUUCGGAACUAUCUACUUCGGCAACGCUCUACAGGGGGCUAAGCUCAUCCUGUUAGAAGGAGGCUUGUAUGGUAACGACUGGAGCGCGUUUGGAGCCUUUGUUGCUGCGCCUGUUGGUGGCUUGCUCUGGGGAUUUGGUGCCUUGGCUGUGAGACUCACCUACCAGUUUUUUGAGGCCAGGAUCAGAGGCCACCGGUUUGACGCUCUUGAUCGCCCAGCGUACCUUGCUCGUGGGACAGGCGGUGCCUCUCAAUAUACCAACGACGAUCAAACCCAAAAUCAUCCCCAGACAGGUCUUGUCACUGUUGACCACAAAGGAAAAUUCUUUUGA
This is a messenger RNA of Cadophora gregata, 2519 nucleotides long. RefSeq lists its product as uncharacterized. The transcript is spliced from 4 exons. The coding region runs from base 1488 to 2519 and encodes 343 amino acids. Gene Ontology annotation, molecular function: transmembrane transporter activity. Lineage: Eukaryota; Fungi; Ascomycota; Leotiomycetes; Helotiales; Ploettnerulaceae. Gene Ontology annotation, biological process: transmembrane transport. Gene Ontology annotation, cellular component: membrane. The record is from RefSeq and is a predicted model, not a curated record.